AGAAGAGCGUGUUUCAGCGAAGAAACGCACAGUUUGCAGGAGGAGAGCGGAGAGGCUGCACGCUCAUUUUCUCCCGAUCAGUUUUACGCACGCACGCCGGAGCUGCCUCCUCUCAGAGAUCUCGUGUUAUCUUUUGCGCUAUCGAUACUGUUUAUUAGGAGGAUAAUCUAUGGGGAAAUAUUUUUUUACUUUCCCAAUCACAUGUGCUUUUACCAAGUAAACGCUCAAUCGGGAGAGAGAACCCGAGCAAGAGAUUUUCGGAUAUUUUAUCGAGACGAAGAGGAAACACUUUUUCUGUUUUUGUUUUGGUCAAAACCUGAAAGUCUUCGGCAAAUGUUUAUGUUGGUUUCUGGUGGUUUCAACCAGUGAUUUCUACUUUGUUUGAAAUUCAUGAUCGUGUCUGUCAGCGAGGUUUUUAUUCCCACGCGCGCUGUGACUGACAGGGGACACGGUGCGCACGGCGAUGGAUUUUGAGGCUUUGAAGAUGUGUUUUGAGUAAAGAUUCUGCUGGUAUCAGCUCAAUUCGCGCAAAUAAGUUUUUUUUUUAGAAGAAGAAGAAGAACAAGAAGCACACGUUGACAAUUGUCGUACAAAAAAGUAGUGUUCAAUCAGGGCGAUAUUCUUGGAGAGCCCGGUGGACUCAAUCUGGCAUUUGUGGAGGAUUUUGUCCACUACCGCUGUUGCGCUUCAAAUAAAUAAAACACUGUGGAAAGGAAGAGGAACAGAGGACUCUGGACUGCAACGUUGACUCCGAUAUACAGACUAAAACCACAGAUUAAGAGAAGAGGUGUUUUUUCUCCAGAUCCGAGGGGAAAGAUGGAUUUAUUCAUAUGGCUUUGUGGAUGUUUACUGGCUGUUCUCUUGCCUUCAGCAGUCAGAGCCGAUGAAGGAGUGCCUGAGCCAUGCGGUGGCUAUUUAGAUGCCAGCGAUGCCGGCUACAUCACCACCCCCGGCUACCCGCUGGAGUACCCACCUCACCAGAACUGUCGCUGGGUCAUCACAGCACCUGAGUCCUCCCAACGCAUCGUCCUCAACUUCAACCCACACUUUGAGAUCGAGAAACUGGACUGCAGGUACGACUAUGUAGAGAUCCAUGAUGGGAACUCGGAGACCGCCGACCUACUGGGGAAGCACUGCAGCAACAUCGCCCCUGCACCAAUCAUAUCGUCCGGGCCCUCACUCCACAUCAAGUUUGUCUCGGACUACGCCCACCAGGGGGCGGGCUUUUCACUGCGCUAUGAAAUCUUCAAAACCGGCUCAGACUGUUCCCGUAACUUCACCAGCCCCACGGGUCUCAUCGAGUCCCCGGGCUUCCCCGACAAAUACCCCCACAACCUGGAGUGCUCCUUCAUCAUCAUCGUCCCCUCCAGCAUGGACGUGACCCUCACCUUCCUCACCUUUGACCUGGAGAACGACCCCUUGCCAGGCGGAGAGGGGGACUGCAAGUACGACUGGCUGGAAGUGUGGGACGGGCUCCCGGGAGUGGGCCCUCUGAUUGGUCGAUACUGCGGCACCAGGGUGCCCCCUGUGAUCCAAUCAUCUACUGGGAUUCUCUCUCUGUCCUUCCACACGGACAUGGCUGUGGCUAAAGAUGGCUUCUCAGCUCGAUACAACAUGACGCACAAGGAAGUCAGCGAGACUUUUCACUGUAGUAAUGCUUUCGGGAUGGAGUCGGGAAAGAUCACGGAUGACCAGAUCACAGCCUCGUCAAGUUUCUACGAUGAACACUGGUUGCCACGGCAGGCCCGCCUCAAUUACCAUGACAACGGAUGGACGCCCAAUGAAGACAGCAACAGGGAGUACAUACAGGUGGACCUCCAUACUUUAAAAGUCCUUACAGGCAUCGCCACCCAAGGCGCCAUUUCAAAGGAAACUCAAAAGGCUUACCAUGUGACCACCUUCAAGCUGGAGGUCAGCACCAACGGAGAGGACUGGAUGGUUUACAGACAUGGCAAAAACCAUAAGGUUUUCCAUGCCAACGUUGACGCCAUGGAGGUGGUUCUCAAUCGGAUCCCACAGCCCGUCUUGGCCCGCUUUGUAAGAAUCCGCCCUCAGAUGUGGAAGAACGGCAUCUCUCUGCGGUUUGAGCUGUACGGCUGUCAGAUUACCGAUGCACCCUGCUCAGAGCUGCAAGGCAUGCUGUCUGGGCUGCUACCAGAUUCCCAGAUCUCUGCAUCGUCCAUGAGAGACAUCCAUGGCUCCAUGGGGGCGGCUCGGCUGGUGGCCAGCCGGUCAGGCUGGUUUCCCAACCCCACACAACCCAUAGCUGGGGAAGAAUGGCUGCAGAGCGACCUCGGCGUGCCCAAGACGGUGCGGGGCAUCAUUACCCAGGGGGCAAGAGGGCUGGAGGGCAGCACCAGCGCUGAGAGCAAAGCGUUUGUCAGGAAGUACAAACUGGCGCACAGCUUGACCGGCAAAGACUGGACUUACAUCACUGACAGCAAGACAGGGUUUGCUAAGGUUUUCGAAGGGAACGGCAACUACGAUACUCCUGAGGUGCGGAGGUUCGAUGAGAUCGUGACCCAGUACAUCAGAGUCUUUCCGGAGAGGUGGUCCCCCGCCGGCAUCGGCAUGAGGAUGGAGGUCCUCGGCUGCGACCUGCCUGAAAUCACCACUGUACCUGACACUGUGACCCCCACCCUGCCUAGAGUGGACCAGACCACUGCUGCAAUGAGACCCGCCACCACCCCGUCCCUGUCGGCCGUCUGUGACUUUGAGCAGAGCUUGUGCGGCUGGUCGGCGGACCCCCAGUCAGGUGUGAGCUGGUCUCUGCACACGGCCAGCAGCAGUUCAACGGGAUACGGCUCUCAUGGGACGAGGCAGGACCUGGCGCUGGGAUCAGACAAUUUCUCAGGGAACUACCUCCACCUGGAUGCGGGCGCCCACACCCAGCGCAAGCGAGCCCGGCUGCUGAGCCCUGAGGUGGUGCCGGAGCGGGGCCCGCUCUGCCUCCUCUUCUACUACCAGCUCCAGGGAGAGGCCCAGGGCAGCCUGAGGGUCCUGCUGAGGGACAACGACCAGGAGGAGACGCUGCUGUGGGCUCUGAAGGGAGACCAGGGCUCUCACUGGAGGGAGGGCCGCACCAUCCUGCCCCAGAGCCCCAAGGAGUAUCAGGUGGCCUUCGAGGGCUUUUUUGAUCAUCCGACCCGAGGCCACAUCAGAAUAGAUAACAUCCACAUGAGCAACAGCAUCGAGCUGGAGCAGUGUACACAGCCUUUUCAAGCCUUAACUCCUGGCAUAACCAGGGGUGCCAUGUCUGGGAUGGAGCCCACAGUAGACACAGUGGCGGUGCAGCCUGUUCCUGCCUACUGGUACUAUGUGUUGGCGGGAGGUGCUGCCCUCUUGCUGCUGGUCACUGUAACCGUGGUGGUGACACUGUGCUGCCAUCGGUACCACUGGGCGCCCAACAAGACCAGCGCUAGUCAUCAUCAUUCAGUGGCGUACCACAACAGCCAGCAUCCGAAUCAGCCAAGUCACCAAAACUGCUACCAGAACCAAAACCUCAGCUAUAAUCUGAUCCAGAGCCCGAACCAAAGCCACCUGUACCCAGGUACUGGGCCGAAUGUUGACCCCAUGCUCACCAUCAGACUGGAGAAGGACGACAGCUAUGAUUCCCGGUGUUGAAAACAGCUGGACUUGUGAAUGAUAUCAUUUUAUUAGAAUGCUUUGUCCAAUUGAAGCGCUUAAAGGGUGUCAAAAGUCCCUGAAAUACGUGAUCAACAGCAUGAUGAGAAUCUACAUAGAAGAGACACUGCCACUCCUGUUGCUGAUGACUGAUCUAUAAAGUGAUCAGCAUGCACCUUUGCUCAACUUCCUUGCGGGCUGCCUCUGGCAGACUGUACUUGUGAAAACGUUACCAUCGCUGGGGAGAGAAGAUGAAAAACCUUUAAUUGCCAAUUCUGAUGGCUGAUGAGGGCCUGAUAACAACAUUAGAUUGCCACUUUUUUGAUGUACUUAGCAGCCUAAUGGCUUCUGCAGCUGCACCCCAACUUGGGAGCCUGGACAUGAAGACUGCCUCACGUACUGUGGACAUAGCAUAUGUACACGCAGUGCACAUGUCAUUGUUGAAACAGCGUGUUUUCUUCUUCUACACAUGUCAGAGCAGGACACGUCUGUCUGCCGCGCUCCGAACUGCAGCAGCGUGGACACUGCCGGCCUCCGAAUACUCUGUCCGACAGAGAGGGGAUUUACACACAGGUACAGGGAGAUAGAGGUCGCAAUGUGUGCUGCAUAAAGAAAGAAGUCUAUUUCUCUGGGUCUGAAUGAAGCUGCUAUUUAUUUGUCCGCUAGCCUUUGAGAGUGACGGAGACAGAUUAAGAACAGAGGCGGAAGAGGUACGGGGAGAAUUAGUGCUGCCUAUCCAGCCGUGACCGAUAGACGGCUGCACAUCGACUGUGGGUGGCUCCUUUGGUCUGUAAAACGGGGAAUCUGUGUUGUGCUGUUCUCUGUCUGGUUUACACAAGGGGGGGGGGGGGAGGGGGCAUAGGAUGAGACGGCUUACAUCGCAUCCUGCAAACCUAGAAACAAACACUGGCUCAAAAGUCUCAUACACAUAUGCACGGACACUUCAAAACUCUUCAGCUGCUUUUCAGAGUGCAUUCUUCAUCACAUCCUGAUAUGCCUUUCUCAAAAUGUGCUUUAAAAUUCUGUACCUCUUCGCCUCCACAACGAGGUGGCGCCUCAGUGUCACGUCGGAGUAUGAAUGGACUCUAUACAGUUUUGCCUUGAUAUUAUAAAUAGUCCAAUGCCUGUCUGUUAAUGUUCAAAUGAAACGGCGUUGUUUGUAUGUGCCGCACACAGACGGGAUGAAUGAAACAAAUCAAAGAUCAUGUGUUGAGUCUCUGAAGAUGCAUUGUGUUGUUCUUCUUUAAUUUCAUGUCUGUGCAAGUUCAAGUCUUUUUGUGUUUCAUCCCAUGACAAAAUCAACAAUUUGUGAAAAAUCUGAAUGUUUUGCAUAUUAUCCUGGUGACCUGACAAUGUGGUCCACUCGGCUGCUCACUUUGGCCUCUAUUCAACAGGUGAGACCAAAUGAGUGCAGUAAGAAAGAGUUUCUUAUUUUCUUAUGAAGGCUUUUAGAAAACCCACUGAUCUGGGAUCACUGGUCAUUUAUUUCUAUCACUUAAUUUCCUAUGAAAUGUCGAAUAGGACUGAUUCCGGUACAGCACUACCGUCACACCCCUCACACAUAUUUCUUGAUCUCACCUUACUUGUGUUUUCGGCACAGAUGAGUUUACGACGCGAUUACGAUGUUUUGCGAUGUUGGGAGUAACAUCAGCACUUUUCUGUUUCUUGAUGAUGAUUUAUUGAAGUAUUUGAUGAUUUGUGAUAAUUUCUUACAUCUACUGUGAAUCUUAGUAGAAACAAUACGUUGAGUAAUGUACUGGUUGUGAAUUAAAUAGAACUUCUUUCUUUGCAAUCACAUGUUACAGGAUGCCUUCAUGUGCUUCAGAUGUAUAAUGGGUAUACAAUGUUUAUUUUUUCCACCUGCUGACUUUUGUUUUAAAGCAACAGUUGUAUUGAUUGGUUCACUGAGAUGAUCUUAACAGCUUUACUUAGGUUGAAGCCAUAUUGCAAUAGAAAAUGUGUGUCCCUCAUUUAAAGUGUCCGGCUUCAAGCUUAAAUCUCACACGGGCUCAAAAUGGAAGCAAAUCAAUAUGUUGCAUGAAAAUUAUUCAGAUACUGCUUUUUUAAAACAUAUUUAAUUUGCCUGGUUUUAGUUUGAAAAGCUUCUAGUCUGAUCCAGGCCUGUAAAACUGCCUCCACCGCUCACCAUCUUACGUUGUGCGCUACCCCCUGCACCAUUUUGUUCAUGCUCAAAUCCCCCAGACUUGUUGUUAUCAAAACCCUGCUUGUUCCUAUUCUUCUCCUUCCCUUCAUUGAAAAUCCUUCCAGAAAAAAAAAACACAGGAGAGAAAAUGAGAGGCAGAAAAGGAGGAGAGCAAAAUCUCUCAGAGGAGCAGGGCCCAUUAAGCGAACCCCCUUUUCCCUCCAAAGAAUGCGCCUAGAGAUGGAGGAAGAUGAAAGAAGUAGAAAAAGAAAAACCUGCAAACUAUACUUUCUAAAGAUAGAUUUUCUUUUUGCUCCGAGAGAAAGGCUGACGGGGAGGCAGUUUGGAUUGAAGGAGGGAAAGACUUGAAGGAGGAGGGCAGGUUGUUUCAAACACAAAAGAGGAUGAAAGAAGUAUUUUGGCAGAAUGGACAGUGAGAUGGCGACACACACAUAAUAAACUCACUGCAUGCACACAGUCUAACAAACACACAAACCUGCAGUGCUCCGUAUCGACUUGUUUCAUCAAAUUUCUUGUAAAAAUGUGGUUUUGUGCUCGAGUCAACAAGUAUUUUCGUUAAAUUGUGCUUGCAUAUCCAUGCCUUCGCCCUUCCAUUUCAAUCAGCUUAUGUAUGAUUUACACACUAUAUGACUCACUGUAGCGGCCGUGUGCUGUAAGCCAAACAAUGUAUUUACGAAAUUCAAACGGAGAAAUGAUAAAUGACUGUAUUUAUGUUGUGCUACUUGUGCACUUUUCGCUUUCAUUCUCUCUCUCUCUCUCUUUCUCUCUCUCUCUCUCUUUCUUUCUCUAUCAAACUUUUUGCAAGAUUUGGAAAAUGAGCUGGCGUCUCUUCACGCAGCGCUUUCAAAUCAACCUCCCUGCACCUCCCUCUCCCUUCUCCAUCACAGACUACUUUGAAGCCCUUUAAUAUAUCUAAUUAGUUAAUGGAGCUUAUUGCAUUCAUAAAACCCUGAGGUAAGCAUUUCUAGCCCUCAGGCCUUUUUUUCUUCUUCUUUCUUUCUGCCUUCCCUUUUCUGCUCCCGGAGAAAUAUUAAGAGUGAAAGCACUCUAACAGGUCCUCGGGCCCCACUGGAACAGUGUACGGUGCCAAAGAACCAUCCAUGACUUUUCCUGAAUAAAAUAAAAAAUAAAAGCCCUCUUUUUUUAUUUUUCUCUUUGCUAAUUGGAGAGUGGAGAUAAAAUGAGGCUACAGGGAGUUUUAAUCUCCCUUCAGAUCCGCGUGGCGAUUCUUCUCAGGAUCCUGGUCGUCGGGCUUAAAGCCAGGAUCAUUAGAAAGUGUUCAAUAGUCCAGAGAGUGUCCGAGCAUCUCCCUGUUCUUCAUCCUGCUUUUUUUUUUGCUUUCCUUCCGUUGAUUUAAUGUUUCAUCAAGGCCCGUCAGUCGACUGUGGGAAAGGAUACGUUGGAGACCUGAGGGUCCGUUUUGAGAACGUACACAUUUAUCAGAUGCUCCAUGUGCUCCGAAAGAUAGUAUACGAUACAGUGGGACUACUGGGAUCAGCCAUAUUCAGUUGAGCAGGAGUUUAAGGUUGAACAGCAUUUCCUCUUCUUUUUUUAAGAACAACAUGACAGCAUUAUUGUAUUUAGUUGGGUGGUUCAGACAAACAUUUGAAGAUGUGAUUGUAAUCUGCAUGUUUGUAAACCGACCUUGAUGAAGUCAGUUUUAAUCAAAUGAAUCCAUUAAGUUAUUGUUCUUUGAUUUCUUGUUCAAAUAAUUGAUUUAUUUUUUAUUUUAUUUUUAAUGAUCAGAAAGAUUUUUCUGUGUGUAAAUCUGUUGGAUGCAGCACAGACGGGCUCAGAGAGGGAUGAACUUGAGCUGGUUUUAAUUCAUUGUGUCUAGUUUAGACGCUUUGAAGAGGUCACUCUUUACAAAGUGCAUCGCUGGCUUCUGCCACCUCAUUAAUGUAUUUACUCCUGUGCCUCCUUUGCCUCUAUGAAACAAAGACCUCAACUUCAUGAUUGUUUGACUUGCGCUGGAUUUCACUGUUGUGCACUGAAAGCAAAUUAAAUAUUGAACUCCAGAGAAACGUACACAAAACAGAGGCACACAUACUCAGUCCCGUAAUCAAAUAAUUCAAUAAGCAUAUUCCCAACAACCAUCAACAUUGGAGAAUGAAUACACUCCAUUCAGCAUUGGGUUUAUUGGUUGCUUUAAUUUCUUUUGUUUGUUCUCUAGUUGGGUUUGGAAGCCAACUUUGGGUCAAUUUUAAACAAUUAAAGAUUUGAUUUAUUCACUUCUUUAAUUUCAAGGAAAAUACCUCAUAUUUAAUACAUGAGCAACUAUCUUCAUUUCCCAGAGAGCAGGUUUCAUUUAAAAGUAUUAAUCUCUUAUUUAUAUAUUUCAUAGACAGACUGAAGAGUAUUGGAAGUUCGUAGAUGCUGUUUAUCGAAGAUAAAGUCUGGAUGGUAAAAUUGUCUCAUAGAAAACAAAUGACCUUAUCUAACCAAGGAAAUGAGGCUCAGUAUCUUUUUUUCAUCUCAACUAAAUUAGUUUUUUCACCUCAUGUCCUUUAAAUAUCCAUAACAGUUUCACUACAUAAUACAUUUUUGGUUGCUUUGCCACAGCAAUAAAUGAUUAUCAGCUGCUCAGAUAUUGCUCUUUUUUUCUGAGAAUUGUAAUAUAAUUUCCCUUGAAUAUAAAGUGAAUUGAAGUUGAGCUUUCAGACCCUUUAAAGCCUUGCACUUCGGCCUGCCUCAGAAAUAGAAUGUGGUAUUUUAGCUUGUUGAAUUUCAUGGUCUUGUAAUAAAAAGAAAAUAUAUUGUGGGGAAUGUGAAGGUAAUAAAAGUGGUAUUUUUCUACGAAAACA
Molecule: messenger RNA, 8592 nt
Organism: Pseudoliparis swirei
Lineage: Eukaryota; Metazoa; Chordata; Actinopteri; Perciformes; Liparidae
Product: neuropilin-2-like
Exons: 17
Coding region: 817-3624 (935 amino acids)
Biological process (GO): axon guidance; vascular endothelial growth factor signaling pathway; angiogenesis
Cellular component (GO): membrane
Molecular function (GO): vascular endothelial growth factor receptor activity; semaphorin receptor activity
Source: RefSeq, a predicted model, not a curated record